GAGAGCGCGAGACAGCGCGAGCCUCCGAGAAAGCGCGAGACGCGCCGGCGCGUGCAGCUGCCGCCCCGCCGCCUCAGAGCCCCCGGCGCUGCCCUGCGCCGCCAGCGGAGGAGCAGUCCCAGUUAUUUAUGCCGCUGUAGUUCGGUGCGACCCCCCCCCUCCCCGCCGGUGCCUGCCGCGGCGUCCCUUCUCCUCGGCGCGCGCGCGCGCUCACACCCACCACACACACGCACGCACGCGCGCACAUACACCCCCCCACCCCACCCCCCCAUUCCCGGCGGCAGCCGCACAGACUUUGUGCGCGGUUGCGUGGGUUGGGGCUUUCGGCGGCGCCUCUCCUCCUCGGGGGCACCCUCCUCCGGACGCCCCGUUCCGCGCCUCGCUCUUCCCGAUUAAAUAUAGAAAUCCAUCGACCCUUCAUCCUGAUCCAUACGAGAAAUAGGAGAAAAGCCUGGAAAAAAGAGUAUAAUAAGGGGGAAAAAAAGAACAAGGCACUUGUACCUCUGAAGAAAGAAUUGAAGACGAGAACUCCUUGCAUCUACUAAUGCUCAUUGUAAUGUGAUGCUGGGCCUGAACAUACUUAAUAACUCCCGUUCAAGGUUGAAUUAGGAAGUUUUGUGCAGACGUGGAAGAAGCAGGUAUUAAGUCAUGAUGCAGGAAUCUGCGACAGAGACAAUAAGCAACAGUUCAAUGAAUCAAAAUGGAAUGAGCACUCUAAGCAGCCAAUUAGAUGCUGGCAGCAGAGAUGGAAGAUCAAGUGGUGACACCAGCACAGAAGUAAGCACAGUAGAACUGCUGCAUCUGCAACAACAGCAGGCACUACAGGCAGCAAGACAACUUCUCUUACAGCAGCAAACAAGUGGAUUGAAAUCUCCAAAGGGCAGUGAUAAACAGAGACCACUGCAGGUGCCUGUGUCAGUGGCCAUGAUGACUCCCCAGGUGAUCACCCCUCAGCAAAUGCAGCAGAUUCUCCAGCAGCAAGUACUGUCUCCCCAGCAGCUCCAAGCACUUCUUCAGCAGCAGCAAGCAGUCAUGUUACAGCAGCAACAACUACAAGAGUUUUACAAGAAACAGCAAGAACAGUUACAUCUUCAGCUUUUGCAGCAGCAGCAGCAGCAGCAACAACAGCAGCAACAGCAACAGCAGCAGCAACAGCAGCAACAGCAGCAGCAGCAACAGCAGCAGCAGCAGCAGCAGCAGCAGCAGCAACAGCAGCAGCAUCCCGGAAAGCAAGCAAAAGAAAGUCAACAGCAGCAGCAGCAACAGCAGCAGUUGGCAGCACAGCAGCUUGUCUUCCAGCAACAGCUCCUCCAGAUGCAACAGCUCCAGCAGCAGCAACAUCUGCUGAAUCUCCAGCGUCAGGGACUCAUUUCUAUCCCACCUGGCCAAUCUGCUCUUCCUGUCCAGUCUCUGCCACAAGCUGGCUUAAGUCCUGCUGAGAUUCAGCAGUUAUGGAAAGAAGUGACUGGAGUUCACAGUAUGGAAGACAAUGGCAUUAAACAUGGAGGGCUAGACCUCACUACUAACAAUUCCUCCUCUACUACCUCCUCCACCACUUCCAAAGCAUCACCACCAAUAACUCAUCAUUCUAUAGUGAAUGGACAGUCUUCAGUUCUAAAUGCAAGGCGAGACAGCUCAUCACAUGAGGAGACUGGAGCCUCUCAUACGCUCUAUGGCCAUGGAGUUUGCAAAUGGCCGGGCUGUGAAAGCAUUUGUGAAGAUUUUGGACAGUUUUUAAAGCACCUUAACAAUGAACAUGCUUUGGAUGACAGAAGUACCGCUCAGUGUCGGGUGCAAAUGCAGGUUGUGCAACAAUUAGAAAUACAGCUUUCUAAAGAACGUGAACGUCUUCAAGCAAUGAUGACCCACUUGCACAUGCGACCCUCCGAGCCCAAACCAUCUCCAAAACCUCUAAAUCUGGUGUCUAGUGUCACCAUGUCGAAGAACAUGUUGGAGACAUCCCCACAGAGCUUACCUCAAACCCCUACCACACCAACGGCCCCAGUCACCCCGAUUACCCAGGGACCCUCAGUAAUCACCCCAGCCAGUGUGCCCAAUGUGGGAGCCAUACGAAGGCGACAUUCAGACAAAUACAACAUUCCCAUGUCAUCAGAAAUUGCCCCCAACUAUGAGUUUUAUAAAAAUGCAGAUGUCAGACCUCCAUUUACUUAUGCAACUCUCAUAAGGCAGGCUAUCAUGGAAUCAUCUGACAGGCAGUUAACACUUAAUGAAAUUUACAGCUGGUUUACACGGACAUUUGCUUACUUCAGGCGUAAUGCAGCAACUUGGAAGAAUGCAGUACGUCAUAAUCUUAGCCUACACAAGUGUUUUGUUCGAGUAGAAAACGUGAAAGGAGCAGUAUGGACAGUGGAUGAAGUAGAGUACCAGAAGAGAAGGUCACAAAAGAUAACAGGAAGUCCAACAUUAGUGAAAAACAUACCUACCAGUUUAGGCUAUGGAGCAGCUCUUAAUGCAAGUUUGCAGGCUGCCCUGGCAGAGAGUAGUUUACCUUUGCUUAGUAACCCAGGACUGAUAAAUAACGCAUCCAGCGGUUUACUGCAGGCAGUCCAUGAAGACCUCAAUGGUUCUUUGGAUCACAUUGACAGUAAUGGAAAUAGCACUCCGGGUUGCUCUCCCCAGCCUCACAUACACUCAAUCCAUGUCAAGGAAGAGCCAGUGAUUGCAGAGGAUGAAGACUGCCCAAUGUCCUUAGUGACAACAGCAAAUCACAGUCCAGAAUUAGAAGAUGAUAGAGAGAUUGAAGAAGAGCCUUUAUCUGAAGAUCUGGAAUGAAUAAAGACUUGAGAAACCUCAGAAUGAAGGGACAUGUCACUGACCUUCAUAACCACUCCACAACCAUGAAUAUUUGACAAAUUUUUACUGUGACUAUUUAUUAAGCAUGGAUAAAGGAGACAGCCCUAAAGGAACUUAUUAAGCCAGCCCUUUGGGAUCCAGUAACAAACAGGCAAAUUGCUUGUUUUCUUCUUCUUCUUCUUCCUUCCUUUUUUUUUUUUU
Messenger RNA from Sarcophilus harrisii (Tasmanian devil), 3015 nucleotides. RefSeq names its product forkhead box P2 (gene FOXP2). The record is from RefSeq and is a predicted model, not a curated record. Gene Ontology annotation, molecular function: RNA polymerase II cis-regulatory region sequence-specific DNA binding; DNA-binding transcription repressor activity, RNA polymerase II-specific. The transcript has 20 exons. Lineage: Eukaryota; Metazoa; Chordata; Mammalia; Dasyuromorphia; Dasyuridae. Gene Ontology annotation, cellular component: nucleus. Gene Ontology annotation, biological process: regulation of transcription by RNA polymerase II. The coding region runs from base 649 to 2793 and encodes 714 amino acids.